CUCAAUAUCAACUUCCACAAAAUAUAUCAAGUCUUAUAGAAUCCUAUAAUUCAGAACUUUCUAUUUUUCAACAUUUAGGAACUGAUGAAGAUCUAAAAGAAAGAAUGGUAGCAGUAGAAUUUGAAUGGGAACGUAUAAAUUUAUUGUUGAGUGAUUUUAUUGAUGAUCCAUCAGUUAUACAUACAGAACGCAAUUUAAAAUCACGAAAGGAAUCAACAUGGAAAUUAACAGACGAUUUAUCAGAAGCAUUUAAUAUGUCUGAUCCAGCAAGUCAUCCAUUAUUUCAAAAUACAUCACAAAAUAACGAUGAAGGAUUUCAUAGGCUUUUUGCCUGUUAUAACAUUGGGAAGGAAAGACUUUACAAUAUUUACAAGCAAGAUAUAGAGAAGACAGUCGAACGCAAUACAAAAGGUAGACGUGCUCGUAAUAUUGUGGUAGAUACUAUAGCCCAGCAAAAACAGCGAGAAUUGCAAGAAAAAGAAUCUAAGAGAAAAAAAAGAAAUAAUGAAGCUCCAGAUGAUAAAAAAGGAAAAAAACGGAAAAUUGCAAGAAAUGAUGAUUUUUGCGAUGAUAAAAGUUUUGAUCCAACUACUCCAACUACUCAAUAUCAAAGCGAGU
Racocetra fulgida is the source of this 618-nucleotide messenger RNA. The record is from the annotation of a GenBank genome assembly. NCBI's taxonomy places the organism in Eukaryota, Fungi, Glomeromycota, Glomeromycetes, Diversisporales, Gigasporaceae.